Molecule: messenger RNA, 966 nt
Organism: Penicillium expansum
Lineage: Eukaryota; Fungi; Ascomycota; Eurotiomycetes; Eurotiales; Aspergillaceae
Product: ADP-glyceromanno-heptose 6-epimerase
Exons: 1
Coding region: 1-966 (321 amino acids)
Biological process (GO): carbohydrate metabolic process
Molecular function (GO): NADP binding; ADP-glyceromanno-heptose 6-epimerase activity
Source: RefSeq, a predicted model, not a curated record
AUGAUUGUUGUCACCGGUGGCGCCGGCUUCGUCGGUUCGAACAUCGUCAAGGAGUUGAACAGCCGUGGCGUCACCAAUGUCGUGGUUGUUGACGACAUGACUGAUGGAUCCAAGUUCUGCAACCUGGUCAACUGCAAAGUGGCUGAUUAUAUCGAUGCCACUGCCUUCCGUGAAGCGAUUCGGACCAAAACCUUCCAUCAUCGACCCCGCGUCAUCUUCCACUAUGGCGCAAGUUCUUCCAUCACCGAGACCAACGGCAAGAAAAUGCUCGACGCCAACUUCACCUACUCCAAGGAGCUCUUCCAUUGGUGCAAGGACCAGGGAGUUCGCUUCAUCUACGCCUCAUCCGCUGCUGUUUAUGGAAACAACACUUCUUUCGUCGAGGGAGACUUCCAAGAAGCCCCUCUGAAUGUCUAUGGAUACUCAAAGAUGCUGUUUGAUCAGUAUGUCGUCAAGAACACCGACAUGCGCUCGCCACAAGUUGCGGGACUCCGUCUGUUCAACGUCUAUGGACCUGGAGAGCAGAACCUUGAUACAAUCCCCAGCACCGUCUAUCAAUUUUACGAAAAACGCACGUCGUUCAAAGCCAUUGAGCUCUUUGGGGAAUACGGUGGGGUCGAGGCGGGACAGCAGAAGCGCGAUUUCGUUCACGUUCAGGACGUCGCCCGUCUAAACUGUUGGUUCCUGGACCACCCAGAGAUCAGUGGGAUUUACAAUGUCGGCACUGGUAUUGCUAGUAGCUUCCAUGAUAUCGCUACCGAAGUUGCCAGCCAUUUCGGCAAUCCAGAGGGAUACAUCAAGUUUAUUCCCUUCCCUACCGAAUUGAAAGGAAAAUAUCAGAGCUACACCUGUGCCAAUAUCUCGAAGCUGCGUCGGGCCGGCUCUGUGCUGCGUUUCCGUGGCAUCAAGGAGGGGAUUAAGGAUUACAUGGAGUGGCUUGAAAGCCCCGAGGGUCUGGCCCGCUAA